Petromyzon marinus (sea lamprey) is the source of this 7677-nucleotide messenger RNA. It is a transcript of the gene BCL2L2, whose product is annotated as BCL2 like 2. The record is from RefSeq and is a predicted model, not a curated record. Gene Ontology annotation, cellular component: mitochondrial outer membrane. Lineage: Eukaryota; Metazoa; Chordata; Hyperoartia; Petromyzontiformes; Petromyzontidae. Gene Ontology annotation, biological process: release of cytochrome c from mitochondria; extrinsic apoptotic signaling pathway in absence of ligand; intrinsic apoptotic signaling pathway in response to DNA damage. Gene Ontology annotation, molecular function: BH domain binding.
AAGCCUGUGCUUGGCAUCCAGCAAGGCUCUUGCAGACAAUGUCGGUGUGCGUCAACUACGUAGCAGCAGCAGCGGCAGUGGCAGCAGCGGGUGGAGGAAACUUGUCGAUGUCUGCGUGAAAGGCGGGGCGGCGGCGGCGGCGGUGGGCGCGCGAGACAGCCACCACACAGGCAGACGAGAGAGAGAGACAGACAGACAGAGCGAGCGAGACAAAAACGCGCGUCAACCAUGUCGGACCCAUACAACAGCCGCGAAAUCGUCAACGACUUCAUCCGAUACAAGCUGACGCAGCGCGGCUACGGCCAGAGCGGCCCAUCGCCGCCACCACCGUCGUCUUCUCCUCCUCCUCCUCCGUCGUCGUCAUCGUCGCAGUCCACGGCGCAGCUGCUCCGCGUCCUGCGAGCCGCGGGCGACGAGUUCGAGAGCCGCUAUCGCGCCUCGUUCUCCGACCUGUCGCAGCAGCUGCACGUGUCGCAGGGCUGCGCCGAGCAGCGCUUCGCCGAGGUGACCGCCGAGCUGUUCCGCGACGGGGUUAACUGGGGCCGCGUGGUCGCCUUCCUCGCCUUCGGCGCCGCGCUCUGCGCCGAGUGCGCCGGUAAGGAGAUGGGCUUCCUGGUGGACGGCAUCGCGCAGUGGAUGGCCAACUACUUGGACGAGGAGCUGCGCGAUUGGAUCCAGCAGAACGGCGGCUGGGACUCCUUUGUGUCGCUGUACGGCGCGCGCGGGGGCGGGCUGGCCCGGCGACGCCUUCACGGCGCCAACGACGACGAGCCGCUGGUGUGGCCCUCCCUGAAGACGGUCAUCACGGGCCUGGCGGCCGUCGGGGCCUGCCUCACCGUCGGGGCCCUCUUCAAUGUGCACAAGUGACGCGGGCCCGGCCUCGUGCCGUCCGCGCGGCCUUGAGCCGCCACCAUCGUCGCCGCCGGCUCCUCGAGCACCUCCACCAUCGACCGCCUCCAUCACUUCAAGGACCUCCACCACCACCUUCAACUCCUGCUCAAGCACCACCACCGGCCACCUCAACCAUCGCAAAUCACCUGCUCAACCACCCAAACCAACGUCUCAACCACCCAAAGGCACCUCCUCCUCAACCACCUCCUCCUACCGCAACUGUUUCCACUGCAACCCGCCACCUUAACAACCGGUCACCUCAACCACCACGGCCACCACCGCCGCCGUAUCCACAUCCUCAACAACAGCCACCGAUACCACCGGCCACGCUGACCGCUGCAACUCCCGCCACCGCUGCCGACGCCGCCGCUGCCCUCAAGGAACGGUAGCACCGACGUUUGGAGCCUGGCAGGCAGAACACCGAUGGUGCAUUUCGUUGGUUCGGCUCGGCAAUGGGCGGCCAACCUUUAGGGUUGGGGGUUUUCUUUUUUCUGAGGAAGGAAAGGUUAAGAAAGAGCGAGUGUGAAUUUGUGGGUAGGGUUAAGCGUUAAGCGAUCGGUCGUCACGGCUUUUUUUAACAUUAGACGUACGAGUUGGGGAUGAGGCUUGCCGAGACGUUAGGCUUUGGUGAUGGUGGGAGUUGGGGGGGGGGAGUGUUUAGAGCUAAGAUUAGAGGUUAGAGGUCAUUGCAGAAAUAAGUUAGCAGUUGAGGGAGCUGCGAUUCGUAAGCCAUUGGCACGGAGCUCACGUUUGUCACGGGCAUUACGGAUAAAGUUUUAAGUGCCGCGGCUCGUGGGUGCUAGGGCCCCCCCCGGUGUAAUUAACGCAAGGAAUGGGGGGGGGGGGGGGGUUAGGUGGGGGAGACGGAACGCUGCGUCGGGGCGAGGCGGUCGGGGGGGUUUGAUUGGCGAGCGUUCGCCGUCAAAACGUUGGGGAGGGGGGUGCUCAAUCAGCGACGGCACGACAGCGGUGAGAUGACGCGGCCGUGCGGGCGGCCGUGCGGGCGCCCGCGUGCGCCCGCGUGCAUUAUCAGUAUUCGGCGGCGAGCGCUCGGUCGGGGCCAUGUUUAUUUAUUUAUUUUGUUUUAAUUUUCUAAGAGAUGUUCAAAGUAAAACGGGGUGGGGGGGGGGGUGGCGGGGGCGAGGGGGAAAUUUAAAUCGGUUUUAAUUUUUUUUUUACGUGGCCACUCUUAUCACAUCUCUGCCGAGGUAAAAAAAAAAGAUUCCGGCGUGCUGCCUCGCCGCUCCCAGACCGGAGCCAUCAUCGCCGAUAUCACCGGCACGGUGGGGGUGAGUGAGGGGGUGUUGGUUUACGGUGAGCGAUUGCACCACAGAAAAGGGACAUCGAUAGGCCUGGGAUGUCAUUACCGGCAAGAGACGAAAUUAAGCUUCUACGAAAUUCUGGACUUGCCGCUUCGGUGCCCUUAAACAAUGAAUAGCAGCUUAAUCCCGAGCAGUUGAUGGGGUUUAUUUGGAAGCCGCUUUGACAAAAGGGAUCUGUUGGCAUUUUGGUCAACUGGCCUUCCAUAGGAAGUAUCGGGGACUUAAUGACGUAAUGGAGUUGUUGAACAAGCAAUAAUCGACAAACCAAAACUCGACGCAUUUGUCAACCAACGCUGUGGUGUAAAUUAUAAAUAAAAUCGGCAACGUUUCGGGCAAUGACCCUUCUUCAGAGCGCCGGUUCCAUUUGUUCUUCCGGCGCGUCAGUUGAAACGACAGUGCAGGUUUCUUAAAACCUUCCGUCUCUUGUCGACGAAGCGAUCUAAACGGCAACAACUCCAGUUAGCUGAUUAAGUAGCUGAUUAAGUAGCUCGCGCGCGGUGGGGUAAAGAGUGUGGGCAUUCCCAAGACAUCCAGCCAGCGUGGAAGAGUAGGCCAAAUGUCAUUUUAGAGCCCUCCACCUCCUCCACCUCUUCCAGUUAAGGUCAUUCUCUCCAGCGGCAGCGGCAUGAGCGCGGGGCAGCUGUCGAGACUCGAGGGGGCUAGCUGUGAACCGCUAGCGCUGUUGGUCACGGGCGGCAGGCGCUAAGUGGCGUUGAUGGGGCCACGUGACGCAAGGGGGCAGCAGCCACGCCGGUCUCUCCACAUUGCCCGGCAAUCGCGCAACUUUACUGUGGCGGCCCUCUCGAACUGCGGUCACACCGCACGUCCCAGUGGGUUGACCGAUGCAGUUCCACCUUGAUAACAAUAAUAAUAAUUAACGUCUCUCAACGGUGGGAGAAGGGGUCGCCUGGAGUGCGCGAUGAUUGCGAUACGAAAUAGUAGUUUUGAAAAUGUAAGUUUUUUUUGUUGUUUUAAAAGAUGACAAAUGUGUUAAUCGAUGCCAUUUGUAAUGAUCCACGCGCGCAGCGAGAGGGGAGAAAGCUGUCCACGUGCUGCCCAGUGACCCUCGCGGCCAUCGACGUGUGGCUCCCUCCGGUGUUUAAUGGCGCAAGCCCACCCGUGCAUUGUCGAGCGGCUAUUGAAGCUGGACGUUGGCGGGAGCUGACGGUGGUUUUUUUUUACCGUUGAGUUUUAGGACUUGACUCUUGUUGUGGUGGUUUUAAGCGUUUUGCUCUUUCUCAGCCAAGGGAUUUUAUUUUUUUUCCCACGAUGCACAAGCGUCAAAACCUGACGUCGCGAACUUUUCGCUAAAAGACCCCUCCCGUGUGCGGCCUUAACAGACGGGCACGUGCUGUUAGCGAGUAGCGCUCUAUGAAACGGACCAAUCCACGUCAAACACAAACGAUGUCGUAUCACCGUUAUGGGAUCCUGCCAGCGUCGAGUCCGUCGCGACAGCCGGAGACGAACGCCCGGGAGCUCUUUAAGGCCUCUCUGGAUUUUCAUAUUUGUCAUAAUAAUAACUUUGCCGCCGAAACCGGUGCUGGCGCUAACGCCGACGGGACGCGGUAGCAGCGCGCGCCGCUCGCCGCCCGUGCACCGCGCUCCCGAGACCUCCGUGAGAAGACGGGCCAUGCCUCUGCCGCUGGUUUCGAGCUCCGGACCGUCGACGGACACGUCCCCCGCUCGCGGCGCCGGGCGUGGCGUCGAACCACACGGCCUGGAAGCCACCCACCGAUCCACAGCGAGACGGCGGACCGAGCGGGCGGUCGCGCAAUCGUGCGUGCGUGCGUCGCCCGGUUAAUCCGCACGGAAGGCCGCAAUCGCGAGCUGGUCAUCGGGGUGACCACGCGGCACGCCGAGCACCCGCCAUAUUGCCGUCAUGUCCCAGCGGCGUCACCUUCCAGCAAACGGCAGCGGUUCACGGCGGCUCUCACCAUGGGCCCUCACGAUGGGCCCUCACGAUGGGCCCUCACGAUGGGCCCUCACGAUGGGCCCUCACGACGGCUCUCACGAUGGGCCCUCACGACGGCUCUCACGAUGGGCCCUCACGGUGGGCCUCACAGUGGCCCUCACGAUGGGCCCUCAUGGUGGCCCUCGACUCAUGCCGUUGUGUUUCCCAGAGACAUUAAAUCCACUGAACUGCACAAACUAAGCGUGCGCGCUCCGUCAAAAAGAACGGCUGCUCUGAGGAUUUUCCUCUCGGGUGAGAGAGAGGAGGGGUGGGGGGUGGGGGGCGGGCAGUGGGGUUUGGGGAAGGCGGGGCGUCCCGUAUUAUGUCGCGACGGUGGACGACGUUGCUGACGCCUCCUCCACCACCACCACCACCAAACCCUUGCCGGGGACUUUAACGGCGGCCAGUAACGAUGAACCAGCAGGGAGUGGGGGGGGCGUACUCGUGUGUGGAUUGUCAAAAGCGUCGGUGUGACUCUCAAAAUGAUUUCGCCAGUAUGUGUGGGCGCCACGUUCCCUCGCUCGUCCCCGCGAGGUGCACGGUGCCCCCCUUUUUUUUUGUUUUCUAAAUGGGCCGGAGUGGGCUGUGCGUUUUUUUUUUUAAGACGUGUAAAAAGUUUAAAAAAAAACAAAACAACAAAAAUAACUAAAAUCAAAAUCGCUCUCCUCGGUGCGCGCCCACGGGAUUUCACGUGGUGUGACGGGGGGUGUCGUGGGGGGGGGGGGGGAAAUAUAUAAUGGGGUCGAGAUCGUUUUGCAGCUUGCAUAACCAAUGCACGACGGAAGUUAUUCCGUGCGAGCGCAGCGCCCGUGACGCAAAGCAAGCGCCGUGCCACACCUCGCGGAGUCCCGACUGCGAGGACAACGCGGAGGGGGGGAAGGGGUGCGCAGGUCCAUGAAAAACUCCUCCUGGGCCCGGAGGAAGAGGGUUCACAAACGAGCGAAGCACUCUGAAAGCUCGCCGUCCCUCGUGUCAUACGAGACGAAAGAAGCCUUUAAAAAAAAAAAUGUGCACGCCAGGGGGCGCGCGAUGUUCGGCAACCGUGACCCCCCCACUUGGUUGUCAGACGGAACGGGGAAUCGUUCACGUUGAAUUGUCGUCGCAGAGAGGCAGCUAACGGAAGAAAUGAUCUAUAUUUAAUGCGGUCAAUGUGCAACAGUCUUCCCCCUUCCCUCCCCCCCCCUCUCUCUCUCUCUCCCGGAGCCAGUGGUGGAAAUUCCACAUUCCCAUGGCGGGGGUGGGGGGGGGGGGUUGGAGAGUUUCUGUAGAAGGCGGCCAACUGUCGCGACUUUCCCCGCAAAUGAGCACUGUAGUCGUUUGGGCGUGCGAUGGUGUGCAGAGUCUGCCCCUCGGCCGGGAUUUCAAUUUCGCGACGUUCACCGCUUGUUAGUCUAGUCUUCGCGAUGCCAUGCUGAAAUGCGAGGUGAUGCAUUAUUUAUUGUUGUACUGUCGUUUCGCCUCAAUUCCUGUUGGGAAUACUUUUUUGGCAAAAUGUAAUCGUUCAAAAAAAAAACAUGUUUACCAACGCAAACAACGACCUAUGAAAACAUUAGUGUACAAAAUGUUACUUUGUACAUAAAAAAAAAUGUUAUUUAACAUCGCGGCAGCUAUAAAACAUGUAACUCUAAACAAUGUCGUCUCUAUAUGCUAUGCAGUAUAACGUAUAUUUAUGGUGAACGGAGGGGAACGAACGACAAGUGUGAAGAAAAAAAAAUGAAUCCAAGCGAGAAGGGGGCAACAUUACUGCAUCGGAGUGACAUGGAUACGUUGCGCAUAGUGCGUUGUUUUGCUGGUAAAGUAAGGAGAGAUAUUAACCGCGAACGCGCGUGCCCUCACUCGGUGGGCAAAUCUUUAACUCGGCGUCAGGAAAAUAAAACCGCCCCCCCCCCCCCCGGCUCUCUUGAGCACCCACGCGGGUGGCGAUGGCGGAGGGGGAGCGGGGGUCUCGUGCGAACGGAGCGAACGGAGCGAGCGUAGGCGGGAGUCUGCGCUUGAAAAACCAAAGGCGCGCCGAUUCGCUCGCCACGACGCGCCUCCCGCUCGGCACGGUUGGCUACGUACGGCGCGAAAGAAGUUCUACGUGCGAACACCGCGAGUAGCACUGCGACAACGCGUCCUCCACCAACAUCUCGCCAAGAUUUUAAUAAUUCGUUGACAUUCUCUCCCGCCACCCCCCGCCCCUUGAGCCAGACUCGGGAUGUCUUCUUGCGAUAGCCGACGGAGCACAACGGUUUGGGAUUCCUGCUUCGGCGUGCCAAAUAGCCAGCGGGGCGUGAUGGGGGGGGGGGGGGGGCCGAAAACCACCCCACGGUUACCGUGAGGGCCCUGCAGCUCCGGCGUGCCUCGAAUGCGCCGGUAGAGACGAAGGGGAUCUUCGGGGAGUGGCUCGCCUCCUGGCGCCGGGGCUCAUUUUUUUUAAAGCUCUCUCUCCCUCUGGCUCUCCCUUUCUCGCUCUCCGUUGCGUCGUGCUCUCGUGGUUUAAACGAGCGUUUAUACUGUAACGGGUCUCCGGCCGGCUAAACCUAAAGUCCGGGAUAGAGCGCGCGCUUCUGAUUCUUUGCUCGCGUAACCGUGACAACAACGAUGACGAUGACAACAAGGAGGCUCGGGCUCGCACUCGCAGGCCAUUGAGAAAGCGUUUGGGCAGUCGGCGUGACCUGGCGUACUCGCGCUCAGCGGUGUUUUAAAAUUCGACGUCCAAGGCCGAGGCCGGCAAUUGGAAAUUCCACGUUCCCACAAGACCAGAUUCGCUCCUGACCUCCCGCCUAGAGUAGGCGGUGCGUUUACCGCUGCCGCCCUUGCUCAGUCUCGCUGCUGCGUCCCACGAAGUCGUGUGCUGCACUUAAUCGAUCUCCCCCGGCAUGAAAUGAUGGACCAAAAUUAACUCGCGACCUUGCAACUGCCGAGGGGUCAAGUGCCCGUGCUGUAUGCUUGCGCAACGUUUGCGGAUUCGCUGUAAACCGUGCCUGAUCCGUAACGAGCACAGGAGGCCCGAGUUCGUUGGCCGAAUUACACGCUCAAGAAUCAUCAGAAUCUUUGUUUUUUUUUUUCCCGGAGGAAUCCGAUGAGCUACGAAGCUCUUCUUUUUUUUUCCCUUCACGGGUGUCCAGUAGUGGGCGGGGCCCGCUGGCAGUUUCGCCAAAAUGCCGCCAAACGUUACGAUCGCGGCAGCUCUUUGGGACAUCCUCGGCCCGAAAAUAGGCGGGCGAGUGGCAACCAAAAAACGCCGCGUGCGGGAGGACGAGGAAAUGUUAAUUAUGUAAAAAUUUAAACGAUGUUACGGCUUUACUUGAAUGAGGCAUUGCUUGUCUCCCCUCCCCCCCCCCACUCUUUUGUCGUCGCACGCACGUGUAAGAUUCCAAAUAUUUAAGUUAUCUUUUUGUGUGGAGUUGUGUAAUAUUGUCUCGCUAUCGUAAUUGCUUUUGGGCUCAAAUUUGUGUUUUUGUACAGCGUGUGACGCUUCAGUGCUGGUAUUAUGCAUUCUGGUGGUGGGCGGGGGGGGGAGGUAUUGUA